This is a messenger RNA of Erigeron canadensis, 886 nucleotides long. RefSeq names its product remorin-like. The record is from RefSeq and is a predicted model, not a curated record. The transcript is spliced from 5 exons. The coding region runs from base 107 to 685 and encodes 192 amino acids. NCBI's taxonomy places the organism in Eukaryota, Viridiplantae, Streptophyta, Magnoliopsida, Asterales, Asteraceae.
ACACCCUAAAAUUCCACCCUUGCCCCUCCCUCAUCCCAAAAAAUAUCUUCACAAAUUAAUUCCAUUCUCUCAUACUUUUUUCCAAAUUUUAUUAAGCUAAGUGAACAUGGCAGCUGAAGAACCAAAAAAGGUUGACGAUGUUGUUGUUGUUGAGCCUGAAACUUCGGCAGAACCACCACCACCAGCCGCCGUGGAAGAGAAAGCCAUAGUCCCUGUUGAUCCACCUAUCACUGAACAACCACCAGCUGAAGAUUCCAAAGCUCUUGCCAUUGUUGAAAAACCAAUAGAGGAAAAACCUGCAGUGGGCUCUGUCAACAGAGAUGCUGUUCUUGCUAGAGUUUCAACAGAGAAGAAAAGUGCACUAAUUAAAGCAUGGGAAGAAAGUGAGAAAUCAAAAGCAGAGAACAAAGCUCAACAAAAGCUAGCCACCGUUGGAGCAUGGGAGAAUACCAAGAAAGCUCACAUAGAAGCGGAGCUUAGAAAGAUCGAGGAGAAUUUGGAGAAGAAAAAGGCAAAGUGUAUUGAGAAAUUGAAGAACAAAAUAGCCCUCAUUCACAAAACAGCAGAAGAGAAGAGGGCAAUGGUAGAAGCCAAACGAGGAGAAGAUCUUCUAAAAGCAGAAGAGGUGGCAGCCAAGUGUGUAGCUACUGGAUCCACCCCAAAGAAAGGAUGGUUUUCGAGCUAGAUGCUUGUUUGUUCAUCAGAAUUCAUGUAUGUUUGAUGUUUCAUUUGUAAAGUUUAUUGGUUCCAUAGAUGUGUGGUUAUAUAUGUUUUGAAAUAUUUGUUUAAUGCUUCAUUAAUUAUUUGGUGUGCAUAGUAAUACAAUUAUGUGUAUAUAAACCAUUUGUAAGAGACAGAUAUGUAUGUAAUAUCUAUGUUCCAUGCA